CCGCGGCCCCAGCCAGCCAGAGCCCGCCAUGCCCACCGUGGAAGAUCUAUACCGCAACUACGGCAUCCUGGCCGACGCUAAGGACGAUGUGAGCCAGCACAAAACUGCCUACCAAGUGAUCUUGGAUGGCGUGAAGGGAGGAGCCAAGGAAAAGAGGCUUGCAGCCCAGUUUAUUCCAAAAUUCUUCAAACAUUUCCCUGAGCUUUCUGAUGCAGCUCUUAAUGCACAGCUUGACCUUUGUGAAGAUGAAGAUGUUUCAAUUCGUCGUCAAGCGAUCAAAGAACUGUCACAGUUUGCUGCAGGAGAGAACCUACCUCGUGUUGCAGAUAUUUUGACUCAGUUGCUGCAGUCAGAUGACUCGGCUGAAUUUAACCUAGUGAACAAUGCUUUGCUUACAAUUUUUAAAAUUGAUGCCAAAGGUACAUUAGGUGGGUUGUUUACGCAGAUUCUCCAAGGAGAAGAUAUUGUGCGUGAGAGGGCCAUUAAAUUUCUCUCCACCAAGAUGAAGACUCUGCCAGAGGACAUCAUGACAAAGGAAGUAGAAGAAUAUGUAUUUAAUGAGUCCAAGAAGGUCCUGUAUGAUGUCACUGGAGAAGAAUUUGUGCUGUUCAUGAAGAUCCUCUCAUAUCUGAAAACCUUACAGACGGUUAGUGGAAGACAGCAGCUGGUAGAUCUGGUGUCUGAACAGGCUGGUCUGCAUCAAACUUUAAAUCCUGCUGACCCCGAUUCUGUAGACCGCAUGCUGCAGUGCAUGCGACAGGCUGUUCCCCUCUUUUCAAAAAAUGUCCAUUCGACUAAGUUUUUGACAUACUUCUGUGAGAAUGUCUUGCCUACCUUGAGCUCCUUGACCAGCCCCGCCGAAGGAAUUGAUGUUCAGCUUGAAGUCUUGAAACUGCUUGCUGAAAUGAGUUCGUACUGUGGGGAUAUGGACAAGCUUGAGUCCAAUGUGAACAAGCUUUUUGAUAAAUUACUGGAAUAUAUGCCUCUUCCUCCCGAAGAAACAGAGAAUGGUGAGAAUACAGCUAAUGAAGAACCUAAGCUGCAGUUCAGUUACGUCGAGUGUCUUCUCUUCAGUUUCCACCAACUGGGGAGAAAGUUACCAGACUUUCUCAUAGCUAAAGUGAAUGCUGAGAAGUUAAAAGAUUUCAAAACCAGGUUACAGUAUUUUGCCCGAGGACUUCAAGUUUACAUUCGGCAGCUGCGCCUCGCUUUGCAAGGCAAGUCAGGGGAAGCACUGAAAACAGAAGAGAACAAAAUUAAAGUAGUGGCUUUGAAAAUAACCAAUAACAUCAACGUUUUAAUUAAGGAUUUGUUUCACAACCCUCCAUCCUACAAAAGCUCAGUGACAUUGUCCUGGAAACCAGUCCAGAAAGCAGAAACUGGGCAAAAAAGAUCAGUCGAGGAGCCAGCGUCUACUUCACCUCCAAAGAAGUUACAAGUACAGGGGCCAAAGCGGGAUGCCAGACAGAUCUACAACCCACCCAGUGGAAAAUACAGUGGGACCCUUGGGAACUUUCCAUACGAACAACGAGGAAAUUUCCGUGGAGGUAGAGGAAGAGGAUGGGGUGGUGGCCGCUUCAACCGUAGCAGAGGGAGAAUCUAUUGAAGGAUGUGACAGGGGCAUCGACAAGGAAUUUUGAAUCUGCUGAAAUUUUCACUAAUUCAAAGGCUGGACUUGUACCAGUGACCUGACAAAUUGCCUUUGAUACAGACUUCAACAUGAAACACAUUCUUUCUACCUUUUAUGUACCUACUCUUUUCUAUCCAGACGUUCUGCAACCUGGAAACCAGUCACCCUAUGGAUGUUGCACAUUCAGGAUUCUGAGCCACUUCCAUUUAAUUUAAUUAUAUUUUUUUUACGUGCAACAUUGGUUGUAUGCUGAAUGGUCCCUGUUAAUAUUACAUGCAGGAGCCAUGAAACGUACUGUAAAUAGAAGACCACUCUAGAUUUUUAGAGAAGCUAAUUUUGAAACUACCGAGAAAAGAAAAUAUUUCAGUCUGGAGACCACACGCCACCUUUACGGUGUUCUUAUUCAUGGCUAACAAUGCUAGGACUGAAAUGCUUAUUACCAUAGUAACACCAUAUUGUAACUUUUGUUCACGCAGUGACUGCAUGACAUAUGUUAUAUUUGGUCCUUCCAGCAACUUCCUUUUGGUGUUCAUGUAGUUUUGCAGGUGCAGAUUGUUACGUUUCUCUAUUCUGCAAUGUCAGAAUAACCUUUUAUUGGCACUGGGGAAUUGCAGAAUUGAGUCGCAAAUGUUGGCAUCGAAGAAGCUUGCAAGAUUCCUUUUGGUUUGCUCAGGGGAAUCAAGCUGUGCUUGUCUGGUGACAUUUGCUCAUCAUUGACUAGAUUAACUUGCUUACUCGACUAUGUCUGUACUCUUGCAUUUAGGAAAGCCCGCAGCUUUACUUUAGAAGAACCCGAAGGUAGCACUGGAAUGUUUAAGAACAUUAAAUCCAUUAUUUUUUUUACUGUUUAGCCAUUGCUAAAUUAAUUUAUUUAAAGAUUGCUUUCCCAUAUUCUGUUUUAAUUUGAAUAAAUCCAUAUGGUAGUAUAUUUGCUAUA
This is a messenger RNA of Pelobates fuscus (common spadefoot toad), 2567 nucleotides long. Its product is annotated as apoptosis inhibitor 5-B. Gene Ontology annotation, biological process: negative regulation of apoptotic process. Bases 29 to 1606 code for a protein of 525 amino acids. Lineage: Eukaryota; Metazoa; Chordata; Amphibia; Anura; Pelobatidae. Gene Ontology annotation, cellular component: nucleus. Gene Ontology annotation, molecular function: RNA binding. The record is from RefSeq and is a predicted model, not a curated record. The transcript is spliced from 15 exons.